This is a messenger RNA of Python bivittatus (Burmese python), 8490 nucleotides long. The record is from RefSeq and is a predicted model, not a curated record. NCBI's taxonomy places the organism in Eukaryota, Metazoa, Chordata, Lepidosauria, Squamata, Pythonidae.
ACUCAAAUGCUAGGCACAAUUUGGAACAUGCUUUCAGUGUAGCCGAGCGGCAACUUGGUAUCACGCAACUUCUUGAUCCAGAAGAUGUUUUUACGGAGAAUCCAGAUGAGAAAUCCAUUAUCACUUAUGUGGUUGCUUUCUAUCACUACUUCUCCAAAAUGAAGGUGCUUGCUGUGGAAGGGAAAAGAGUUGGAAAGGUAAUGGACCAUGCAAUGGAGACUGAGAAGAUGAUUGAUAAAUACAGUGGAUUGGCUUCAGACCUGCUGAUGUGGAUAGAACAGACCAUUGCCAAUCUUAACAGCCGCAAGUUUGCUAAUUCUCUGGCAGGCGUGCAGCAGCAACUCCAGUACUUCAGUACAUACCGCACAGUGGAAAAACCCCCCAAAUUUCAAGAGAAGGGGAACUUAGAAGUUCUGCUGUAUACUAUCCAGUCCCGAAUGCGAGCAAACAAUCAAAAAGUGUAUACCCCUCAUGAAGGAAAACUAGUAUCUGACAUCAACAGGGCCUGGGAGAAGUUGGAAAAGGCAGAGCACGAACGGGAACUAGCACUGAGAAAUGAGCUUAUUAGGCAGGAGAAGCUGGAGCAGCUUGCCCGACGCUUUGAUCGCAAGGCAGCAAUGCGAGAGACGUGGCUUAGUGAAAAUCAGCGCCUUGUUGCACAGGAUAACUUUGGAAAUGAUUUGCCAGCUGUGGAGGCAGCAAAGAAGAAGCAUGAAGCCAUUGAAACUGACACAGCUGCCUAUAAGGAACGGGUACAGGCCAUAGAGGAGGUGGCCAAGGAACUGGAAGUAGAGAAUUACCAUGACAUCAAGCGCAUCAAUGCUCGCAAGAACAGUAUCCUGCGAUUAUGGGAUUACCUAUUGGAACUGCUGCAAGCACGACGCCAGAGGCUGGAGAUGAAUCUGACACUGCAGCAUUUGUUUCAAGAUAUGCUGCAUAGCAUUGACUGGAUAGAUGAGAUGAAAGUAAAACUUUCAUCUCCUGAAACUGGGAAGCAUCUGUUGGAAGUAGAAGACUUGCUUCAGAAGCACAAGUUGAUGGAGGCUGACAUGGCCAUUCAGGCAGAGAAGAUGCAUGCUGUCAAUGCAGCUGCCCUUAAAUUUGCAAAUGGAGGAGGUUAUCAGCCAUGUGAUCCCAAAAUGAUUCGUGAUCGUGUAAACCUCCUGGAACUAUACUACCAAGAUUUGAUUGCUUUAGCGGGAAACAGGAAAGCCCGUCUUGACCAAUCCAAGCGCCAGUGGAAGUUCUUUUGGGAACUGGAUGAAGCUGAAAGUUGGAUCAGGGAGAAAGAGCAGAUCUAUUCUUCCCUGGACUAUGGGAAAGACCUCACCAGUAUCCUCAUUCUACAGAGGAAACACAAAGCUUUUGAAGAUGAGCUACGUGGCCUAGGGGUCCACCUGAAGCAGACCAUCAAAGAGGGAGAAAACAUGAUUGCUGAGAAGCAUUUUGGAGCAUCAAAAAUCUGCAGUAGGAUUGAGGAAGUGAAAGCUCUCUGGGCCCAGUUGCAGGAAUUGGCAGCUUUCCGCAAGAAGAAUUUACAGGAUGCAGAGAGCUUUUUCCAGUUCCAGGUAGAUGCAGAUGACUUGAUGGCCUGGCUCCAAGAUGCUAAUCGGCUGGUAUCCAGUGAUGAUGUGGGACAUGAUGAAUAUUCCACGCUAGCCUUGGUUAAAAAGCACAGAGAUCUUUUGGAUGAGGUAGCAAACAAUAAGAAAAUUAUAGACAACCUGAAUAGGCAAGCACAGAGCUUCCCUGCUGAAUUCCGGGAUGUUCCAGGAUUUGAGAACAGACUCAAGGCUAUCCAAACAAUGUACAAUGAAGUGGUAUCUCUAGCAGAUCUGCGCAGGCAGAAGCUACAGGAUGCUUUGGAUCUCUAUACUAUAUUAAGUGAGACUGAUGCAUGUGAGCUUUGGAUGAGUGAGAAAGAGAAAUGGCUGGAGCAUAUGGAGAUUCCUGAUACCUUGGAAGAUCUGGAUGUUGUACAACAUAGGUUUGAUAUUUUGGAGCAGGAAAUAAACAGCUUGGCUUCUCAGAUUGAAGGGGUCAACCGAGCUGCGAGUGGCCUAAUAGAAAGUGGUCAUCCAUGCAGUGGGAAAGUGAGGCAGUCCCAAGAGCAUCUUAAUGCCAGGUGGAAGGUCUUCCAGGAAAUGGUGGCUCAAAGGCGAAAAGCUGUUGACUUUGCUCUUAGCCUCCACAAUUAUUGUGUUGAUUGUGAGGAGACAAGGAAAUGGAUUCUGGAAAAAAACAAAGUAAUUGAAUCUACACAAGACCUUGGUAAAAACCUGGCAGGCAUGAUUGCCAUGCAGAGGAAAUUAUAUGGCAUUGAACGUGACCUAGCAGCCAUUCAAGACAGGCUUGCAGUCCUGCAGCAGGAGGCCCAUCGGCUUGCUGAAGAGCAGCCUGACCUAGCUGAUGAUAUCUACAGUCGACUGACAGCUGUCUCUAGAGUCUGGCUGGACCUCCAAAAUACUUUGCAGAGCCAGGAGGCUUCCCUUGGAGAGGCCAGCAAGUUGCACAAGUUUUUGCAAGACUUAGAUGACUUCCAGGCAUGGCUCUUCAAGGCACAAAAAGCUGUUGCUUCAGAAGAGGUGCCCAAUUCACUGGUAGAAGCUGAGCAUCUCCUGCAGCAUCAUGCUGCAAUUAAGGAAGAGAUUGAUCAACACAAGGACAUUUACAGCAAUGUUAAGAUGAUAGGAGAUAGAGUGACUCAGGGUCAGAAAGAUAUAGAGUAUCAGCAACUGGAACAGCGGCUACAGGGCAUGGAGACAGGCUGGAAUGCCUUAUGUAAAAUGUGGGAUAGCAGGGAGAAAUUCCUCAAUCAGUGUCUUGGAUUCCAGGAGUUUCUUAAAGAUGCAAAACAAGCAGAAAUUAUUCUUACCAAUCAGGACUAUACACUAGCCCACACUGAGCCACCAGACACCUUGGAAGCAUCGGAAGCUGUUAUACGAAAAUUUGAAGAUUUCCUCGCUAAUAUGGAAGCUAAUGAAGAAAAGAUUACUGGCUUGAUAGACACUGGGAGCAAGCUUGCUGCUGAUGGAAAUAUUUACUCUGAUAAAAUUAUGGAAAAAGUUCAGCUGAUUCAAGAAAGAUACAAGACAAAUGUCACAAAAUCACAAGAGGCAUUUUUGUUACUAAAGGACAAUAAUGAUCUGCAGAAUUUUCUACAAAAUUGCCAAGAGCUUACCACCUGGAUUGAAGAAAAGAUGCUUACUGCUCAAGACAUAUCAUAUGACGAAGCACGGAAUUUGCACAGUAAAUGGCUGAAGCAUCAGGCUUUUAUGGCAGAACUUGCUUCCAACCAAGGGUGGCUGGAAAAGCUGGAUGAGGAAGGGCAACAGUUGGCAAAACAAAAGCCCCAGUAUGAAGAUGUUGUGUUCCAGAAGCUAAAGGAUCUACAUCAACUUUGGGACAUGCUGCAGGCAACCACAGAGGAAAAGGCACAGCACCUGUUUGAUGCUAACCGCUCUGACCUCUAUGCACAGAGCUAUGCUGACCUUAGUGCAUGGAUUAGUGGGAUAGAGGAGCAGUUAAAAUCUGAUGUCCAGGGGAAAGAUCUCACAAGUGUCAACAUCCUUCUGAAGAACUUGAAACAUCUGGAUGAGCAAGUCAGCUUGCGGAAGAAAGAGAUGGAAGGCUUGCUUUCUCAGGCCCCUCCAGUCAAGAGAGACAUGGAUGAAGUGGACAGCAAGCAUAAGAUCAUUGAAAGGCGAUUUCAGGACCUUCUAGAGCCAUUGGGUAGGAAGAGGAAAGAGCUGGAGAUGGCCAAGACUGGAUAUCAAUUGGACCGGGAUUUGGCAGAUGAAUUGCUUUGGGUGCAAGAACGACUCCCUCUUGCUCAGUCCACUGACCAUGGCACAAAUCUUUUGUCAGUCCAGCUACUUAUAAAGAAAAACCAGACCCUGCAGAAAGAAAUUACUGGUCAUGCCCCACGCAUCGAGGAAGUCCUUGCUAGAGGAGAGAGCAUGUUGGCUAGAGCUGAUGGAAAUGGGGACUUCAGAGACACUGAAGAAUGUCUCAAGCUGUUGAGGGUUUCCUGGAGCACCUUACAGGAAGAAACCUUGAAGAGGUUGCAGCGCCUAGAAGAAGCCAGUGAGGCUCAGCGAUACUAUUUAGAUGCUGGAGAAGCAGAGGCCUGGAUAAGUGAACAAGAGCUUUAUAUAGGAACAGAUGAGAAGCCAAAGGAUGAAGAAAGUGGCAUUGUAAUGCUGAAGAGACACCUUCGUCAGCAGAGAUCCAUAGAAGAAUAUGGAAAAAAUAUCAAGCAGCUGGCCAGUCGGGCUCAGAAAUUACUAUCUGCUGGCCACCCAGAAGGAGAAGAUAUAAUCCGAUUGCAGGGGCAAGUAGAUAAGCAGUAUGCAGGGUUGAAAGACCUGGCUGAGGAACACAGACGUAAAGUAGAACUUGCAUAUCACCUGUUCAAACUGAAGCGAGAAGUCGAUGAUCUGGAGCAGUGGAUUGCAGAGAGAGAUGUAAUCGCAUCAUCCCCAGAGAUGGGGCAAGACCUCGACCAUGCCACUCUGCUGCGGGAAAAGUUCCGUGACUUCGCCCGGGAAACAGGAAACCUGGGGCAGGAGUGGGUGAACAGUGUCACUCACAGAACUGAUCAGCUGAUUGAUAUCCACCCAGAAGCUGCCACAAUUGCAGAGUGGAGGGAUGGUCUGAAUGAGAGCUGGGCUGACCUGCUAGAGCUCAUUGACACCAGAAUGCAGUUGUUGACGGCCUCCUACGACCUGCACAAGUUCUUUUAUGAUGGUAGUGAGAUCCAGGUUCUUAUUGAAGAGAAGCACAAGGAGCUGCCUGAAGAGUUAGGCAGAGAUGUCAACACAGCAGAGUCCUUCCACAGGAUGCACAAAGCCUUUGAGCGAGAUAUUCACUUGUUGGGAGUGCAGGUUCAGCAUUUUCAGGAGGUGGCAGCACGCCUGCUGGCAGCCUAUGCUGGAGAAAAGGCCAUGGCCAUCCAGAAGCAAGAACAGGUGGUGGUGAGAGCUUGGAAGGCCUUGUUGGAGGCUUGCGAGGGGCGGCGGGCUCAAUUAGUUGAUACAGCCGAGAAGUUCCGCUUCUUCAGUAUGGUCCGGGACCUCAUGUCCUGGAUGGAGAGCGUGAUCCGGCAGAUUGACACCCAGGAGAAGCCCAGGGAUGUGUCGUCUGUGGAACUGUUGAUGAAAUAUCAUCAGGACAUAAAAUCUGAGAUAGCCACUAGGGAUAAAAGUUUCACUGCUUGCAUUGAUCUUGGAAAAGCAUUACUGCAGCGCAAGCACCAUGCUGCAGCUGAGAUAAAAGAGAAGUUGCUACAGCUGACAGAGAAGAGGAGGGAGAUGAUGGAAAAGUGGGAUAGACGCUGGGACUGGCUUCGCUUGUUGCUAGAGGUGUGCCAGUUUUCCAGAGAUGCUUCAGUGGCUGAGGCUUGGCUCAUUGCCCAGGAACCCUAUCUGUUCAGCGGUGAUUAUGGGCAAACUGUGGAAGGUGUAGAGAAACUGUUGAAAAGGCACGAAGCAUUUGAGAAAUCUACAGCAACAUGGGAGGAACGUUUUGCUGCACUAGAACGUCUCACAACGCUUGAAUUACUAAGAAAGAGAAAAAUCUCAGAGGACUCUUCACAACACAAAGUAGCUAGGACUACGGACCUGGAGCAUGACUUUGAGUUAGAACCAGAAUGUGAGAUAAGGCCUAUUGAAAAGGAUGGGAAGAAGGCAGAACUAAGUUUAGAAGAUGCCCUUUCCCAUGCUGCAGAAGAUUCAUCACUGGCCUGAUCCUGAGCUGUAUAUGCAGCCCAAGAAGCCUUGGCUUCCAAGUGAUUUUAUUUAGCCCAGCUGUAUCAAAUGAAUGAAUGCAGAGAUAUUCACCACCCGAUCUUCCUGCUGUUCCCGUUUCGAAGGCUUUAUGGAUCACGAAUUGAAAUUUUAACUGAAAAAUCACUUGCAACCAGAAGAAAGAGGCUUUAUUAUUUAUACAUUUGGAAAACUAUUUGUAAAAAAUUAUCUGUAGUGUGUAAGGACUUUGAAUCAAAUCAAAUACCCCAUCAAGAUAUUUUAUAAUUAUUUUCUUACUUGCUUCCUCUCCUUUCUAAACCUUCUUAAGCAAUCAAGAUAGGCUUUGUGAGUUCUCAACAUGGAAAUCUUAAAAUAAAAGAUACUCAGGAGUUUAUAAUAACAGACAUUGCUUCAGAGACAGUGACUUAAUCUUAAGCCACUUCUCAAAGUCUGAUACCCUUUUAAACCAUUUUUUCCUAGGAGGCAAGCAGGGGGAAUAUGGGUAGUAAAUAUAGAACUCAGUAUAUAUUCUAAUGCUAGUAGUUAAAUAUGAAGACCAUUAUUACUCAAGGAGGGUGGCUCUGCUUCCUAGUCCACCAUUCUGUUCAGGCCUGUCCAAGAUAGCCCAGGUCUGCUCAAGGCCAAACCAAAUGUCUGACUAUAAAGUGGAGAAUGAGGUCUAACUGAGGUCACUGGAAAGAUUGUAAAGAUGACAUCGGCAUGCUUCAAAGGCUUUUUAUCAAAUGGAAGAUUUGUUUCCCCAGCUUCACUUGUAGUAUCAGAGCCAGAAUGGAGAAAAAUUUGCAGAGCACAAUGACAUGGUCUGGGAACGGGGAUAAUUUCAUUUCAGUAUCCUAUCACUUAGUUAUAAAUGUCUCUCCUUCCCUAUUUUAUACUGAACCAUCACAGCUCACAUGAGUGGGAGGUUGUCAGAAUCCAACACUGCAAAACCUGAAGAAUGUAACAUGCUCCUGAAUAGGGAAAUAUUAGAUCAUCCAAAUGUCCAUCAUGUCUGUUUCGUUGUAGCAUGGAAACAGAAGUGGCUGCUCUUGUGGGAAAAAAACAUUAACAAGUUCUGUGAUUUCCCUUUCUUAUAACAGUUUGUGCAACAUGGUACUAGAAGAAAGUCAGCAGCAUGUUAAGACAGGAAAAUUAAGCAUGAUCUAAUCAUUCCAUCUUGUAGUCAUAGCUACAAUUUAUCUAAGUGAAUUGUACAGAUCCUAUUUUGAGUGUUUAAAAUGAAAACAUAGCAAGUAUGAUUGAAAAAUAACUAUUAAUUGAAAUGAAAUUUUAUUUUAAAUCAGAACCAUAAUGUGGAAAAUGAAUUGGGCCAAAUUAAUUGAAGAGGAAUUAUUAUAAUUGGCUUGGGAUGUUCUAAGGGUGGUAUACAAAUUAGUUUAGUAAUCUAUGUGUAUGAUACACUAAUUGGAUUAUCUUCUGUAAAACUUAACUUCCAGUAAUUAUUUAUAGAUGUAAAUAUAUGCAUAUAAAUGCAUUUAUGCAAACUUCACACAGUUGUGUGUCUUGUAGGGUUAUUGAAAAUACAGUGGAAUAGUUUGUUGAAAAGAAUAGAAUCCUCACAUUGAAAUAUACAGAAUUUAUUCUAUAGUUGGAAGAGGAAAAGAAAGUCAGAGGAUGGAAUUCAUAGCUAAUGCCAUUUCCUCGCUAAGGAUGUAUGUUAGUCAAUCAUCACUGUGGCCAUAUAAAAUCUGUCUUCAUUACUGUUGACACAAGGAUGGUUGGGUAACACUUUAAGAUACUACAAAUGUCUAGCAAACCAAUAGCCUAACACCUCCAUCUUUGCUAGACAUUUACUAUUUUUUAUGCUUGCAUAUAAGAAGCUGAAAAUAAAAAAAAAGGGGUGAUCUGAUCAUGCCAUUUCUUUAAAUAUGUGUGUGUGUGUGUGUGUGUGUACACACACACACACACGUAGCAUUAAUGCCAUUUCUUUUACAGACACACUCCUACUCACAUCAGAAUGGAUGAAUUGUUGAAAUUAUUUCUGCUAUACUGGAGGCAUCUCGAGCCUCUGGAAGUUCUUCUUUCAAAUCUAAAAGACUUUGCAUAUAUAUUUUAAGAGUGCUCCUGUCAGCAAUCCUGACAGUGUGUUCCGUAUACAUGGUUGCUUUUCAUAGAUGUGGUUAGUAGGGAGCACUACUGCAGAUAAAUGAGCUUUUUAGCAUGAUGGGGAACACCACAGUUCAGCUGCAUUAAAUAAGAUCAAAAUUAUGCAGACAAAGUUUCCACAUCCAACACCAACAAAAUCCAAGUGAUAAAUAUUACAUUAUUUGUCAUUCAAAGUCACAGUGUUGACAUUUUUGAAGACAUUAUUUAGCCAUGAAAAUCUCCAUCCUGUAUUUAUGAAUGCACCCAUUUCAUCUACAUUCUAUAUUUAUUCUAAGAAAAUGGUAGAUCUGAGUAUUUUAAAACUUUUCGCAAUCAUCUUACAUUUCCACUGGGAAGCACAGGUCAUCCCUUUGUGAGGAACAACUCUUCAUUUUAUACACUGGAUACCUCCAGGCUGAAGGUUCAAGUGCGAUCAAUCAAAAGACACUAUGCAGCAAUUCCAUCUUUCCCUUCUUAAUAGAUUCCCUCCACUAUGGUAAAAAAAGAAGCAGCAGCAGUGGACAAACACUGGAGAUUUCCAAAUAGAAGACGGUGAUGUCUGGACUGCUGUAAAAUUCUGUGAAUCGAAGAAUGAAUAAAAUUCAUAAUAAACAUUUCAACUGGAGGCCUUACUUUU